Molecule: messenger RNA, 3378 nt
Organism: Thelazia callipaeda (thelaziosis nematode)
Lineage: Eukaryota; Metazoa; Nematoda; Chromadorea; Rhabditida; Thelaziidae
Source: the annotation of a GenBank genome assembly
AUGGCUGAUGUUGCUCAUCCAGAUCUGAUGUCAUGGGAAGGCUCUUUAGAGUCAAAUGAAGGAGAACCCUGCAGUUCAAAUGAUGCAUCAGUACCAGAGGAGCUUGCUCUUCUUGCUUACAAGUAUGCAUUCAGUUUCGGGGAGCAAAAAUCUCUACAAAAAGAUGUUAUUCAAUUAAAGAAAAAAAUACGCAUAUCAUGUAAUAAACAGAUGCGUAUUAAACAAGGAUAUGUACAGAUGCAGAAAGUAACAAAGGAAAGAAAGCAAUCAGAUUUUUUAAAAAAGGAAAUCCGGGAUUUGAGCGAUCAAAUCAGUGAUAUGAAAGAUGAUUUGCAGACGCUGGACAUGUAUGAUAGUGGUGCAUUUGAUGAUGGUGAGGAUGUUAAUGAAAUCGCGAAUUCUCCAUCAGAAGACGUUUUAACUGCAGAUGCUUCUUCAGAUGGUGUGGGUAUUGAAUUAAAUACAGAAAGUACAGAAACUGUAAUAAAUAGUCGGCUUGCUAGUUUACAGAAAGAAUUGGACAAAGAAAUGAAAGUAAAAGAUGGCCUGGAGCGUUUUCUUGCUAUUGGUCAAAAUAAUCGCAAGCUUCAAGAAGAGUCAAAAAGUAUGCUCUUUGAUUCGAAAGCCAAAAUUGCAUUACUUCGUAUGCAGAUCGAAAAAAUGCAACGGCAAGAACAGGUCGAUGCAUGUUUAUCAGGUAAAACGAUACAAACUAAAACCGAAGUAAUCGUAGAUGAUCUUCUACACAGACUUCGCAAAGAAGCUGCUAUUGCUGAAGGAGCACGUAAUAUGAUCAGAAUACUUAGCAGCCAGAAAAAGAGUGAUGGUAAAAGCCUUUCACAAGCUUUUGAUAAUCAAAUGCAAUCUGAAGAAAAGCUUGAUCUGAUACGACUAGCACUAGCAAAAUAUAGUGCUUGGCUGACAAAUGAAUCACCAAAGAAGGCCGAAAUCCGUGAUGCAAUAAUGGAGUCUGAACGUUUACCUUUAACAGGUCAUCAUCACCAGCGUGGGGACGGAACAUUCACUACUGUAACAUCUGUUCCAGGAAGUCCUUCUCAGGCCGAUUUAAAGUCAGCAAGUUUACCUCGUUUAACAGUUCCAUUCAGACGGCUUUGCGCAGUACCAUCACUAGCCGUUAGCGGACGUCUUGAAAGAUUGGGGAAAUUGACAUUCAAAAAGAAUAUUCAUGUAUUUGACAUUCAAAAAGAAUAUUCAUGUAUUCAUAAAAAAUUUUUUGAUCGUUUUGGGUUAAUUGGUUGUCAAAAUUUAAUGGUUGAUAUUCCACGACGGCUACCGCGACCAGAAGUCUCGUCAAUGAUAGCAGUUGGAGGUGAUAGUUUAUCAGGUUUUUCGCAACAAAAACGUAACUCACGUGGACUUGGCCCACGAACAUCAAGGGCGAUAUCGUCUUCAGUUUGGUGUUCAUCGUCUACUUCAUCGAUAGAAUCAUCCUCAUCUGCAAAGUUAUCUCAGAAUGAUGAAGUUAUGGCAAUACUUUUAUUGGACAGUCGUGAAGUGGCUUGCACAGAUGCGCGACCAGUUUCACAACAAGCCUGGGAUCAGCACUUCAGCAUAGAUCUCGAUAGGUCAAAAGAGCUGGAAAUAGAAAUUCGGUAUCGUGAUUGGCGUUCUAUUUGUGCUUUCACUGUCGUGAAAUUGGGAGACAUUGUUGAACCAUCAGAAAGAGCUGGAAUGGUUCUUAAUCUUGAACCGCAGGGUGAUCUGUUUGCUGAGUUCAAAUACCUGAAUCCUAUUGUUAGUAGGAAGCCAAAACUUGAACGACAAAAACGUCUUUUCAAAGUAAAAGAAAGAAAAGAAAUAGCAUCUGCAAAGAAACAACUUGGUGUUGCUGCAUGGAGCCGUUUAAUGAAGCAGUUUGGAGGUUCUCAAUCAAAUGAAAAUAUUGAACCAUGUUUAAGUCCAACUUAUGGUGGUACGUAUACUGCUACAACUCACGUUUCCUCAUCACCUUCAUCAAAAACUGCUCACACGCUGCCACCACGCCUAACAACAGACCGACCUUUAACGUCGCAAAUACCACCCUCGGGUUUCUCAUCAUCAGAAAGUAGUCAUCGUUCAGCACCUCCUCCUUCCAGUUCAGUUCGUUUUGGCGAUGUUUCGGAAGUAUCGAAAAUAAAGUACCAUCAACGAAUUCAUGAACAAGCAAAGAUACCACCCGCUCCACCAGUUUCAAGAAAUCAGGCUGCUACAUCUCGCUCUGAAUCCCCUCCUCCUUUGCCGACAUCCAAGCCACCACUAUUAACGCAUUCAAAAUCAUCUCGAAUCACUUUCACUAGAUCUGGAAUCACUAUCGAAAAAUUCCGUCUCAUUUCUGUUCUCGGAAGAGGACAUUUCGGAAAAGCUAUGAUCAAAGAAUUGCUGUCCAUCUCUUUUAAUUUUAGCGUUAUUUUAAUGUUCCAAAUAUUUCAGGUUAUUCUUGCUCAGUAUAAAGGAAAUGGAGAAUACUAUGCUUUAAAGGUGUUGAAAAAGGGUGAUGUGCUCGGUCGUGAUGAAGUGGAGUCUCUCAUGGUUGAAAAGAGGAUUUUUGAGAUUGCAACGUCUCGUCGUCACCCAUUUUUGGUGAAUCUUUUCGCAUGCAUACAAUCAAAAGAGCAUGUUUUUUUCGUCAUGGAGUAUUCAAUGGGUGGCGAUUUAAUGAGACAUAUACAUGAUGAUAUUUUCACCGAAGAACGAAGUUGUUUCUAUGCAGCAUGCGUAUUGCUGGGUCUUGAAUUUUUACAUGCUAAUAAUAUAAUCUAUAGAGAUCUCAAACUAGAUAAUUUAUUGUUGGAUCGCGAGGGUUAUGUGAAAUUGGCAGAUUUUGGAUUGUGUAAAGAAGGUAUGGGACCAACCGACAGGACUUCGACAUUUUGUGGCACGCCGGAAUUUCUUGCACCUGAGGUAUUAACUGAAAGUAGCUACACUCGCGCGAUUGAUUGGUGGGGACUUGGAGUGUUGAUUUUCGAAAUGUUGGUGGGUGAACCACCGUUUUCUGGUGAAGAUGAAGAAGAGAUAUUCGAUUCUAUUGUCAACGACGAUGUCCGUUACCCACGCUUUCUUUCAAUUGAAAGCAUCUCAAUAAUGAGAAGGCUAAUGCGAAAGAAUCCGGAAAAGCGAUUAGGUGCUGGAGUGAAUGAUGCUUUAGAUGUCAAACAGCAGCGAUUUUUCAAGCAUGUGAAUUGGGAUUGGGAAAAGUUAUUGAACAAAGAAAUCAAACCGAAAUUUAUUCCACAAAUAAAAAAUCCAGAAGACGUUAGUAACUUCGAUGAAGAAUUCACGAAAGAAACACCACGAUUUUCUUCAGCGAAGGAUAAGCGACUUAUUACUGAUGCCGAUCAAAUGCUUUUCAGAGAAUUUGAUUUUUCUUUAAUUGUUUGA